AUAGCGGUGCCCCACAACAGCAUCCCGCGGGCCGGGCCGUCACCGAGCCGGAGCUUGUCCCGUCAUGGACUCAGCUUCCCCUUUAGAAGCCAAGUCCUGAGUCUCCUCGCUCUCAUCUGACGUCAGGGCAUUGCUGACUGGUAACAACCAUUCUGAACUGGCCCAUUGCCAUCUACUACCAGUGUCACCUUGCACAGCAGACAGGUAAAGGGCACAGUCCCUCUCUGAAUAGCUGCUGGCCAAGGAUGUUGCAGACAGGAACUCCUGGGCAAGAGUAGGAGCCAGGAAUACUGAGAUACUCUUCUAUGGGCUGCCUCCAGUGACCUGAGUGCUCUCAGCUUGUCUGGUUACCUGUUUGAGUAAGGGGAGAUGGGGACGGAGAUGCCUGGAGGGGGGUCAGGGGUACCACAGUGAUGGGUAGUGCAGCUGAAGCUGUUAACUAUCACCCUGCUGCCUGGAGAGACUUGCAUGAUGCUUACAUGUAGAGGUUUGGCACUGCUUGUGCUAUAAAAUAGCACUGGAUGCGACAGUAGCUCCUCCCCUGUGUCUGUGGGGGACACUGGGAAGGGGGAAUUAGGACAUGACCCACAUUUCCUUGGCAAAGGGCUCCUUUCAGUUAUAUCUCGGUGUGCUUUGUGCUGGCCUGUGGGAGCUGCUGCCUAAUCCCAGUGCUGCAGCACACUUCAAGGCAUGGUUUCCAUUCCUUGUUCCUCCCUAACCUGGGAAUUAGGAGUCAUAAAUCUAUUUGGGUCCUGACCCUUACAACCAAUUACUUAGUGACCCAAUUGUUAGCAGAGGUGCUUCUAAAUUCCUCAAGCAUCCCUGCCUGGAGCUGCUGCAAUCCCCUGCCUGCGAUGUAUUGAAGGCAAAACCCUUUGAAGAUGUCUGCAGGAAGAGCUGCAAAGUGUGCAUGAGAGAGGGAGAAGAUUGUGUACCCAGCAGGCUGGAUACCCAUUGUCUCUUCCAGUGCUGGAGAGAAGGGAAAGCCACCCUCAGCCAUGGAAGGGGGUGUGCAGCUCCUCAACCGCGAUGGGCACAGCAUCUCCCACAACUCCAAGCGGCACUACCACGACGCCUUCGUGUGCAUGAACCGCAUGCGGCAGCGCGGGCUGCUCUGCGACAUCGUGCUCCACGUGGGCACCAAGGAGAUCAAGGCCCACAAGGUGGUGCUGGCGUCGUGCAGCCCCUACUUCCACGCCAUGUUCACAAAUGAGAUGAGCGAGAGCCGCCAGACGCAUGUGACGCUGCACGACAUUGACCCGCAGGCCCUGGAGCAGCUGGUGCAAUACGCUUACACGGCUGAGAUUGUGGUGGGCGAGGGGAACGUGCAGACACUUCUUCCUGCUGCCAGCCUGCUUCAGCUCAAUGGUGUGCGGGAUGCUUGCUGCAAGUUCCUGCUCAGCCAGCUCGACCCAUCCAACUGCCUGGGCAUCCGGGGCUUUGCUGACACUCACUCCUGCAGCGACCUCCUCAAGUCUGCACACAAGUAUGUCCUCCAGCACUUCGUGGAGGUGUCCAAGACAGAGGAGUUCAUGUUGCUGCCUCUUAAACAGGUGCUGGACCUCAUAUCUAGUGACAGCCUCAAUGUGCCAUCGGAGGAGGAGGUGUACCGGGCUGUGCUCAGCUGGGUCAAACACGAUGUGGACAGCAGAAGACAGCAUGUCCCUAGGCUUAUGAAGUGCGUGCGGCUGCCCCUGCUGAGCCGGGACUUCCUCAUGAGCAACGUGGACACGGAGCUGCUGGUGCGGCACCACUCGGAGUGCAAGGACCUGCUCAUUGAAGCCCUCAAGUACCACCUCAUGCCGGAGCAGAGAGGGGUCCUGAGCAACAGCAGGACGAGGCCGCGGCGCUGCGAGGGGGCCAGCACCGUGCUCUUUGCUGUGGGCGGAGGGAGCCUGUUUGCCAUCCAUGGGGAUUGUGAGGCUUAUGACACGCGGACGGACCGGUGGCACAUGGUGGCCUCCAUGUCAACGCGCAGGGCCAGGGUUGGAGUUGCUGCCAUCGGGAACAAGCUGUAUGCUGUCGGCGGCUACGAUGGCACCUCUGAUUUAGCCACAGUGGAGUCCUAUGAUCCCGUCACCAAUUCCUGGCAACCCGAGGUGUCCAUGGGCACCAGAAGGAGCUGCCUGGGUGUAGCAGCACUUCAUGGGCUUCUCUAUGCUGCUGGGGGGUACGACGGGGCCUCAUGUCUGAACAGCGCAGAGCGGUACGACCCUCUGACAGGCACCUGGACAUCCAUCGCUGCCAUGAGCACCAGGAGACGCUACGUCCGGGUGGCAACGCUAGAAGGCAACCUCUAUGCUGUUGGGGGAUAUGACAGCUCAUCCCACUUAGCCACAGUAGAAAAGUACGAGCCCCAGAUCAACACUUGGACACCCAUUGCCAACAUGCUGAGCCGCCGGAGCAGCGCCGGGGUGGCCGUGCUGGAGGGGAUGCUCUAUGUGGCUGGUGGCAACGAUGGGACCAGCUGCCUUAACUCUGUGGAGCGCUACAACCCCAAAACCAACACGUGGGAGAGCGUGGCACCCAUGAACAUCCGCAGGAGCACCCAUGACCUGGUGGCCAUGGAUGGGUGGCUGUACGCUGUAGGUGGCAAUGACGGGAGCUCCAGCCUCAACUCCAUCGAGAAGUACAACCCCCGUACCAACAAGUGGGUAGCAGCCUCGUGCAUGUUCACACGCCGGAGCAGCGUAGGGGUGGCUGUGCUGGAACUCCUCAACUUCCCACCCCCUUCCUCGCCCACCCUGUCGGUGUCUUCGACGAGCCUUUGACAAAGAAUCAGGACCUACCUUACCUCAAGGGGACAGGGGUGCGUGGUGGAGCUCUAGGCUCACCCCACGCGGCAGCCGGUCGCUGUAAGGAGGAGAGCGAAGGGACCGGCCUCCAGCCCCAGCAUUCCUUGAACCCUGGAGCCAUCCCUGUUCUCAGUGCACACAUCGGAUCAGCACUACCACAGCAGUUAGAAAUGUGCUUCCUGGACGAGCACCCUCCUUGUAGAGGGCAAGAAGAGAGGAUGCUCUCUGCUCCGUUCAGACUCAUCUCACCGCUCACCCAAAGGGGGUAUAUUUUCUUUGGGGAGGGGGAACUUAAAACCAUUGCUGCUUCUUGGAUUCCCGUGAUCCAGCCGGUGCCACAUGGAUGAGCACAGCCAGCCUUGGAGGCUUCCAGGAGUCCUGUGGGGUGGCAGAGGUGGGCAGCACCCAAGGACACGGCUGAGUGUGCAACUGCUCCUCUGAAUGUCACUGUAGCCUAACUCUUUAACCAAGCCUAUCGUGCACUGUUAAAAGACUCUGAGGCCACUGUAUGGUUCUCAAUGGUGUCUAAUUGAUGCCUUAAAACACACAAAACAGAAGAAGCCCAGCUUAAGGGACAGAGCCCGGAGGAGGUGAGGUUUGGAGACAGGACUGGAUGCAGCAUCCUGAGCCCUCCGGUGUUGCCAUGCUCAGCUGGUCCCACCUCAUUCACCAAGAUCCCAACCGACCAUUGCUCCCCAGCCAGGUGGACGAGUUGAGGGACCCUAUUGCCAUCCGUGCUGCUGCUGUCCCAGGUUCCAGUGACUGUGUGGCUGCCUGCUCUGUGCACAUGGUCCUGGUUCAGCUUGGGAAUGGGUCGGCCUGUUUGCUGUUCCCCUCUCUGCAAAGCAGGUGCUGGGUUUAGGGGAAGGUAUCGGUUCUCUUCUAAAUGAGGAGGAUUUCCUGGCAUUACUUUGGGGUGUUAAUAUUUUGCCUUUUUUAUUAUUUGAAUUGCUAAUAUUUUAAUUUUUAAUGACUUCACAUCCCUUUAUUUUUGACACUCCUGCAAUUCCCCAUCCCAUCUGCUUUUAGGGAUGCAAUUACUUUCCUCACUCGUGGAAGAGAUGAUGACUGUGUUCUGGAAGACGUUCUCUGUAGAUGUAUGGGUUUGUAUGUGCAUGUGUGAGAUACUGUGACAACAGCAUGAAAGGGACCAUUUGCAAUUAGCAACUCGCUGGCAAUUAAGCAACCACUUUAAUUAGCUAAAGGUUGAGCAAAUCAGUUCUGUAAGUUAAUAAGACCCACGCAGUAAGACCCACCUAUGCCAUGAAACCUCUUGGGUGGUGUUUUCAAUGCGUAUACUCUAGGGUGUGUGUGUGAGCCUUGAGCUCAGAUGUGUUAUCAGGUGUCCUUCACGUUAAGAGAGGAAUGACUCAACCACUGGUACCUCAACAGUGUUCAAAUGUAGCAUUGGAAAUACGGUCUAACUGUUCAGAACUAAUUCCUUUACCCUUCUUUUAUUCCCUGCUCCUUCUCAUCUCUCACUUACAGUUUGUAUUUCACUUGUGGUGGUGUUUGUUGGCCUGAACAUUCAAGGGGCUUUUAAGAGAUCUCUUUUCUUUGGGGUGAAAGGAGAGUUUGAGAUGAGACAGGGACUCCCCAACUUCAGACCAUGCUUAUGGUGAUCUGCUUUCUCCUUGGCCAGGCGCCUGCAUGUUUUACAAGCCCACUUACAGUGCCUCACAUUGGACCCCUGAAAUUACCAGCAGCUUCUGGAAAUCUGGGCUGCUUCUCCCCCAGCCUCUCCCCAAGGACACUGUAGUGCAGAUGUCCAGGCUCUGCUCAUGCAGGUUGUCCCUUGGUCAACGCGGUCACUUGAAUCUGCUUUGUUGGAAGUAAUGGUGAAAUGGGUGAAGUCUGCACUGCUGCCUGCAUGAGGUCUGUUAUAGAAACAUAGAAUGGUUUGGGUUGGAAAAGACCUGAAGAUCAUCCAGUUCCAGCCCCCUGCCAUGGGCAGGGACACCUCACACUAAACCAUGUCACCCAAGACUCCAUCCAACCUGGCCUUGAACACCUUUCCAUCCCACUCCUAUAAGCAACAUCAGGAUUCUAGCCUUCUGCUGGACCAGCCCAUGCAAGAUGCACCUGGCUUAGGGUCCUGUUUGAACAGGAUCACCCUAAAAGCCCCACGGCUGUGUCAGAAGUGAAGGACGCUGAGGUUCUGCUGAGACCUCUGUGUGACGAAUGGUGGAAGGAGAGCAGAGCCCAGGCAGCCUGCUGAAGGGCUGAUUUCAGCUAAGUUGUUGUUCUAGUGAUGGUUCACAUCUGGCCAGCUGUGGCUGUUCACAUGAAUGGGGCCUGCUGCCUUAGGGGGGCAGCAGGCAGGCAAAACUGGAGGGGAAGCAAGCAAUGGAGGAGGCUGAGGAGAAGUUCUGUGCCAUGAGCCCUUGGCCUCAGUUGUAAUCUUUAGCAAUUUACACCACCACUGGUGUGCAAUGCUGCCCUGCCUCGAGGAUCAGGGAAACAGGCAGUGUGGCUCCUGUCGCCCCAUCACUUGGGUCCUGAGCAAUAUCACCACUGAGCCUGUUCUGCAGGAACCUGGAGCAGAGGGAGCUUUUUGUGUCUGUGAUGUUCUAACUAUGCAGGUGCUCACUGCUUUCUUGUGAAAGAGAAAGAAGGAAGGAAAGGGCAAAAGAGUUCCCCAGCAGCUUGCGGGGGUCCGGAGCACCCUGACCCACACUGUGUGGACACGAGGUGUCAGCAUCUACCCUGGGUGAUCCCAGGGUGGACUUGCUUCUGGUGCUGCACAUCCCUCGCUGAGGAGGAGGCCUCGGAGGGGAUGUGUGUCUGUGUCUGUCUGUCUGUAACACCCUAUCUGAGGGGAGGAGAACUGUCAACUGUGCGUGGCUUCUCUGCCAGUUUUAGUUAGUGAUGUCUCACCCAACAUGUUACUUGUGCAAUUCCCUACGUGAGCUUUUCCCAGUGGAGGAGCAUCCCCCAGUGGGCAGCUCUGGGGCUGUGUGUGUUGAUGUGGUUCACCCAGGGACCCCGGUGUCAGUCUGCAAGGCCAGGCAGGAGCCCUUGCCCCAGUGUGCAGGGAGAGGGUUCCUUGGCCUUACCGAUGGGCAGACCCGGUUUACUCCAUGUCAAUCCGUUGUCACUUUGAUUUCUCUGUAAGUUAUCUGACUUAUUUAUGUGGAACUCUGUUUCUCUGAAGUUUUUGCACUACAUGGGGUUGGGGAGGGGAUAUAAGCAAUAGAAGCCAACGUGUACAAUAAAGAUGUUUUCUUGAAUACCGGA
This is a messenger RNA of Pezoporus occidentalis (night parrot), 6032 nucleotides long. It is a transcript of the gene KLHL17, whose product is annotated as kelch like family member 17. The transcript has 13 exons. Gene Ontology annotation, molecular function: protein binding. NCBI's taxonomy places the organism in Eukaryota, Metazoa, Chordata, Aves, Psittaciformes, Psittacidae. The record is from RefSeq and is a predicted model, not a curated record. Bases 999 to 2771 code for a protein of 590 amino acids.